Molecule: messenger RNA, 1335 nt
Organism: Gloeophyllum trabeum ATCC 11539
Lineage: Eukaryota; Fungi; Basidiomycota; Agaricomycetes; Gloeophyllales; Gloeophyllaceae
Product: alpha/beta-hydrolase
Exons: 15
Biological process (GO): proteolysis
Molecular function (GO): serine-type carboxypeptidase activity
Source: RefSeq, a predicted model, not a curated record
CCUAUAGUAACCUUUGAUCCCGGAGACUCGUGGGCCGGACUCCUGCCCAUAUCCUCUAACGCCAAUGAGACUCGCAAGCUAUUCUUUUGGUUUUGGCCUGCCGUAAAUGAGUCGCGAAGCCAAGACUUCAUCUUCUGGACCAAUGGCGGGCCGGGCUGCUCAUCUCUGGAAGGUCUAUUACAAGAAAAUGGACCUAUUUCAUGGUCCUGGGGUCAAGCACAACCCACACAGCGAGUGCUAGUCUUAAAUCCUUGGUCAUGGACAAACUUGGCGAACGUAAUUUGGGUGGACCAACCAGUCGGCACAGGCUUCAGCGAGGGGACGCCUGAUAUUGCUGACGACAGUGACUUAGCCAGAGAACUCGUUGGAUUUCUCCAGCAAUUUCUAGCUGUUUUCACCGAGUUAAGCGGCAGCAACUUCUAUCUGACUGGGGAAAGCUUUGCGGGAUUUUAUAUUCCUUAUAUUGCGAAUUAUAUAUAUGAAAACCCCGGCAUUCUCGACUUGAACCUGCAAGGCAUCUGGCUAUCAGAUCCAAGCAUCUCGCACGACGUCGUGGAAUAUGAUAUCCCUGCCUUCGGGUUCGUCAAGGAGAACCAAGCGUUGUUCCCGCUCAACAGCACGUUCAUGUCCCAUAUCGAGCAAGCUUCAAAUUCCUGCGGAUAUACCACCUAUGUGGAUACCUACGCCACUUACCCGCCGGCAGGACCUCUACCGCUGCCUGGCGGGACAGUGAAAAUUCCUUCGCAGUGCAAAAUCCGCGACGCAGUAACAUCAGCAAUGCAACUGAUAAACCCGGCAUUCACGAAAUACAGGGUAUCGAACGCAUGGCCUAUACCUUGUAAAUACGUCCCACUUAUGUGCACCAUAGUAACACUGAGCUUGUCCUGUUGCAGGACGGAUGUCCAAGAUGCAAUCCAUGCGCCUCACAAGAAUUGGGUCGGCUGCACGACUGAAGGACUGUACACAGGCGGGCAAGACACCUCCACGCCAUCGGCGCUCAGUAUCCUACCUUCCGUGAUAGAAAGAAGCACGAGGACUGUCAUCGCCCAGGGACUAUUUGUAGGCUGUUAUCGGAGAAACAUGACAUGGGGUGGUAAGCAAGGAUUUCAGACGCCUAUUGAGCCCGAAUCGUUCAACGUCGAGGAUGUCAUGGGAGGGACUGGCGUCUCGGGUAUCUAUGGGAACAUGCACACCGAGCGGAGUUUGACAUAUGUCGAAUUCUAUUUCAGUGGGCAUUACACACCUCAGUUUGUACCGUGGGCAGCCUAUCAAACGGUCGAGUACUUGGUUGGACUACGGGAGUGCCCCUCCUCGAACCUGACAGAUUGCACAUGA